Rhinocladiella mackenziei CBS 650.93 is the source of this 1722-nucleotide messenger RNA. RefSeq lists its product as uncharacterized. The coding region runs from base 1 to 1722 and encodes 573 amino acids. Lineage: Eukaryota; Fungi; Ascomycota; Eurotiomycetes; Chaetothyriales; Herpotrichiellaceae. Gene Ontology annotation, biological process: D-xylose metabolic process; xylulose metabolic process. Gene Ontology annotation, cellular component: cytosol. The transcript has a single exon. The record is from RefSeq and is a predicted model, not a curated record. Gene Ontology annotation, molecular function: D-xylulokinase activity.
AUGUCGCCCUCGGGUCCUUUAUAUCUUGGCUUCGACUUAUCCACCCAACAACUAAAGGGGUUGGUUGUCGACUCGAGCCUGAAAAAAGUUCACGAAGCCAAGUUUGACUUCGAUGCAGAUGCCAAAGGAUUCAAGAUAGAAAAAGGAGUUCUCGUCAAUGAAGACGAACGUGAAGUCUUUGCCCCCGUGGCGAUGUGGUUACAGGCCAUGGAUACUCUCCUCACCAGACUGAAGGACGACGGCCUUGAUUUUAAACGAAUCAAAGGUAUCAGCGGCUCCGGAAUGCAGCAUGGAAGCGUAUUUUGGAACGCCGAUGCUGAGCAAAUUCUGGCUCAGCUCGAUCCAAACCAGACACUUGAAUCACAGUUGGGCGGCGCUUUUGCCCACCCUUUCAGUCCCAAUUGGCAAGAUGCAAGUACCCAAAAGGAAUGCGAUGAGUUUGAUGCCAUUCUCGGCAAUGAACGUCAACUAGCGAAUGUCACGGGCAGUAAAGCCCACCAUCGGUUCACCGGCCCACAAAUUCUCCGGUUUCAACGCAAAUACCCCGACAAAUACAUCAAAACAUACCGGAUAACUCUUGUAUCUUCUUGGAUCGCGACGAUAUUCCUGGGUAAAUUUGCGCCAUUCGAUAUAUCAGACGUGUGCGGGAUGAAUCUCUGGGACAUCAAAGCUAGGCAAUGGAAUGAGAAACUUCUCGAGCUGGCUGCAGGCCCUUCGGGCGCCGAUGCACUGAAGCAAAAAUUAGGCGAUGUGCCAGAAGAUGGCGGCGCGCAUCUGGGAACGAUUUCCGCGUAUUUUGUUCGGCGGCACGGAUUCAGUAAAGACUGCACGAUCAUCGCCUCGACAGGAGACAAUCCGUCCACGAUCCUCGCCCUGCCGCUACGCUCGAACGACGCAAUGGUCUCCCUCGGUACGUCUACAACGUUCUUAAUGUCCACGUCGGAGUACAAGCCGGACCCCUCCACACAUUUCUUCAACUCCCCGACCACGUCUGGUCUCUAUAUGUUCAUGUUAUGCUACAAGAAUGGUGGAUUAGCGAGGGAGGAAGUCCGUAAUAAAAUCAACUCCAAGCUCAAUAUUCCCGAUGCAAAUUCUUGGGCGGAGUUCGAUAAAUUCCUCCUCUCCUCGCCCCCCUUGGCACAGUCAGGUCCAAGCCAGCCAAUGCAGCUGGGCUUGUAUUUUCCUCGGCCAGAAAUUAUACCCAAUCUCCCCGUUGGCGAAUGGCACUUUUCCUACGACCCUCACACGGAGACACUGACGCCCGUCGAUUCGGUUCCCCAAAGCCCCGAACAGGACGCACGAGUCAUUGUUGAAUCACAAUUUCUCUCUCUACGCUUACGGUCUAGGGAACUUGUUUCCUCCCCGGCCAACGGCUUACCACCUCAACCACGUCGGAUUUACCUCGUCGGCGGCGGCAGUCGAAACAAAUCAAUCGCCAAAGUUGCAGGUGAGGUUCUCGGUGGUUCCGAGGGAGUGUUCAAACUGGAUGUUGGCGAGAAUGCCUGUGCACUCGGCGCCGCGUAUAAGGCGGUCUGGGCGAUCGAACGAGGUGUCAAUGAGACGUUUGAAGAGCUCAUUGGCAAGAGGUGGCGCGAGGACGAAUUCGUAGAAAAAAUUGCCGACGGAUACAAUCCGGCUGUUUGGGAGCGGUAUGGAUUAGCCUUGAAAGGAUUUGAGAUGAUGGAGGAAAGCCUGUUGGAGGAGGAAGCGAGGAAGAAAUGA